CCCUCGGCGCCGCCGUCCGCCGUGCGGGGUCGCGGCUGCGUCCCCGGAAGCAGUGAGCGGCGGCGGAGGAGGCGGAGGCGGGUGUCCGGGUAGCGGCGGCGGCAGCUGCCUCCCCCCGCCCGUCCGGUCCCCUGCCCGCAGCCGCCGUCGGGGCAGGAGGAUGGUGCAGAGCCCGCCCGCACGGCAGCCCCGCCGCCUCUGAGCUCCGCCGCUGCUUCCGGGCCUCCAGCCGCCCGGCCCGGGGGCUUCUUCCCCCUCGUCGGCCGCCGUUGGCAAUUUCAGGCAUCAUGAAGGUGAUGUUGAGCAUGUUUUGAUUUGUGCUUCAUUGAAGAUGCAGAGGCUGUGUUCAGUGAACAGCAGAGUCAUGUGAACAAUCAGAAUAAUGUUCAACAUAAACGUGUUGGAGAACCUGAAGGUUUACAUCAGCAGUCGACCUCCACUUGUGGUCUUUAUGAUCAGCGUCAGUGCUAUGGCAAUAGCUUUUCUGACACUGGGAUAUUUCUUCAAGAUCAAGGAGAUCAAGUCACCAGAAAUGACAGAGGACUGGAAUACUUUCCUCCUGAGGUUUAAUGACUUGGACUUCUGUAUAUCUGAGAAUGAAACCUUAAAGCAUCUCAUCAAUGACACCACAACUCCAGAAAGUACUGUGACUAGUGGACAGGCGAGAUCUUCUACCCAGUCUCCCCAGACCCUUGAGGACUCUGGUCCCAUCAACAUCUCUGUCUCAAUCACGUUGACGCUGGAUCCCCUCCGACCUUUCGGUGGAUAUUCUCGCAACGUCACCCAUCUAAGUUCCACCAUUUUUGGACACCAAAUUGGACUCUCAGGCAGAGAAUCCCAUGAGGAGAUAAAUAUUACAUUCACCCUGCCAGCUGCCUGGAAUUCGGAUGACUGCGUUCUUCAUGGCCACUGCGAGCAGGUCGUGUUCACAACCUGCAUGACCGUGACAGCAGCCAGCAAUGUAUUUCCUGUCACAGUUCAGCCACCACAUUGUGUUCCUGAGACAUACAGCAACGCUACACUGUGGUACAAGAUCUUUACCACAGCAAGGGACUCUAAUACAAAAUAUGCACAAGAUUAUAACCCUUUCUGGUGUUACAAAGGGGCAAUUGGAAAAGUGUAUCAUGCUUUGAAUCCCAAGCUAACUGUUAUAGUUCCAGAUGAUGAUCGCUCUCUAAUAAACCUGCAUCUCAUGCAUACCAGUUACUUCCUUUUUGUGAUGGUGAUUACAAUGUUCUGCUAUGCAGUUAUUAAAGGCAGACCAAGCAAACUGAGGCAAAGCAACCCAGAAUUCUGCUCUGAAAAGGUUGCUUUGUCAGAAGCAUAAUCUAUCCUCUCCUCUUACCGAGAAUGACUGAGAACCGUAAUCAUUGCCUGCUGAACCCAGAAUGGGUCUAACACUCUGUGAAUACAUUAUCUUGCAAUGUUGGUUUAUUCCAACCAAAGACAUUUCAAGUGCCUGUAAUUGAUUUGUACAUAUUUAUAAAAGUAUAUUCCGAAUAGGUCAGAGGAUGCACUUGUUCCUCCUUGGAGUGUGGCCAGAAAGUUUCAGUCUUUACCUGUGGACAUAGCAGAAUGUUUGUGUAGAUAUGUUUAGUGAUACGGCUACAUAUAGUCAGAGCAAGAUAUUUUUUGUCUAGCUGCAUCUGGGCAGGUUGAGAUGCCUUUGCAAAGUGUCUCAAACAAACCGAACAGAUCUCUGGUUUUGGCCCAAUGGUAUGUACAGUGUGUUUGAAACAGUAUGCACCUUUGAUAUAAUACUACAUUUCCAAAGCCACCAAUCUACUACAUGAAUUAAAUGUGUAUUUGUGUGGCCUAAUACUUUCUUCCAUUUGCUCCUUGCUUGCAAGAAAAGAUAUCAACAUUUUAGAUUCUAUUUUUUUUUCUAAGAAGAAAAAAAGAGAAGAAAUACAUAUUCACAUUUUAAUAGUGCUGUAUUUAGGACAAACUUGUGCUUUUAUUCAUAGUAAAAAACCAAAAGUGAAGUCCCAUUUUAAAGUGUUUCUUACUGAAAAGUUCUAAGUUUGAUUUCUUUUUUUUUUAAUGGUUUUUUGUUUUCAUUUGGCUUGCUGAAAUGCCAGAGAAUCAGUCAGCAUAGAGACUGUCUGGAAGAUUUCCACUUGGCCUCCCAUCCACAGCCUUCAAACCAGGAUUGUGCAUCUCUGCUGCAGAGCACUUUUGGGGAAGUUCUGGUUUUUGAUAGAAAGUGAAACUUAAUAAAAAGAUGUGUUGUAUUUGCUGUCUGUUGGUGCUCUGCACAGCCCUGGGCAAGUGCAAAUAAUGAAAGGAAAAGAAAUCCCAUAGCCCGAUGUAGAGCUUCACUUUGAGACUCUCCAUGAAGGGCAGCUAAAAGUGACACUGUUCUUGGCUUUGUCCUGGUUCCAUGUAAUGCUGCCCACAUGGGGGGAAAUGACAAGGAGAGGACUAGGGCUGUGGUGAUUAAGGGCAGAGAAACCUCACAGUAAAACACACAUUGUUCUCUGUUCUUCAGUCAGAGAUUUUAUUCUGUGCAUCUCUCCCUUCCCCAUUCUGGCUUUUGCUGUUUCUAGCUUCUCCUUGAGUUGCCUCCUUAAUUUUCAGGAGUCAGGAGUUUCCUGCAGCCAUUUGCACCACUGCUUUUAAAAUCUCACUGGUUGCCUUAACUGACCUUUCAUCUUGUCUUUCAGCUUUCUUGUCAGGUAGUACCACUGUAGGUCUGCAUACAUACACACACAUCAGCUGGUUUCUUUUUUCCUCCUCCUUUUGCUAUAAACUCCACAAAAAAAAGAAACUCAAGUUACAAAUCUCACAGUCUCAAUUAUGCUGGCAUAAGAUUCUCAGUUUAUUGCCUACAGACCCUCUUGAGUGGCACUCUGCUGGUUUGUGUGUGUGGGACUUCAGUGAGCUCACAAGUCUUCACAGUGUUUGAAGCAAAAUAGUCAACACUUCAGAACAUGUUCCUUUACAGAAUUUCAGUUAAGUGAUGUUAACUAACAUGUGCUUUUCUCCAGGGAUGUUAAGGCAGAGCUUUAGAGAUGACAUAGUUGCAAGUUUAGGGACAAAAGUGAAGCUUACAGUUUUCUCCUGAUGCUGCUAUUGGCUAAUGUAGCUUCUCUGAAACAAAUUGAUGUCAAAACAGAUAUACAGCUUCUCAUGAGAACUCUCUGAGCUGUUCCUAAUUGACACUCCCCACCUCCCAGCCUUCUGCAGUGAUACUGACUUCUGGAGUUGCCUAUGAGGGUGGCUGGAUGGGUCUGGGGACCAAAGGUAGGAAUGGGAAAUGGGUUGUGGUGGCGUUACCAAUUCUGGAAAUGCCAAGAAAUCACCUGACAUGAUGUGUGAGUCCUUUAAAAAAAAAAAACAAAGCAAAGCUGAGGCCUUUCUGUUUUAGCAAACUGAAAAUUCAGAUCUCCACAUGUCCAAACUGGAAUUUGGGGGAAAUCCCACAAAGGAGGAAAAAUUGGGAGUAAACAGAAGUAUUGGCUUUGAUCUGAUAUCUUGCUAUUUGGUGGUUAGAGGAGCCUGCUCUUGCAACUUAACACCCACUAUACUGAAGUACUGAGAAACAAUAAGAUUGCAACCCACAAGUGGAAAAGGGAAAAAUGUUUUUUGAGAGUUGAUUUUGUUUUUUUGGCCUUAGUUCAUCCCUUUGCACCCUGUAUUGCAGCAGAGAGAUGAGGGCAUCGGGCAGGCCGACAUGCUGCACUGCUGAGGGAUGUUGGAUUGUUCCUAGGCACAACAUGCAAAAGUUAAAUGCAGCCAAACAGAAGAGUAAAAACUUUAAUAUUAAAGUUCAGAUCAUAUUGAUCUUUCCUUUUUUUGGUUGUUAUUGUUUUCUUUUUCUUUUUAACUAUGACUUGAAUCAGUUUUGAUUCUAUUUGUACGUGUUUUCUUGUUCUUAGAAAGCUGACAUUUUUCCUUUUGUGUUUUUCUUUGGCAUUACAUAGAAAAUCUGAGCCUUGGUUUUCAACCCUCUGCAGGUGAUUGUAGGGUUAAGAUGGCUUGUUUGUUUUGGUUUGUUGUGUUCUUACAUUUCACUUGUCUUGUUGCAUGAUGGUUAAUAGCUGAUUUGGAAAUGACAUUUCUCUCCUAGAUUAAUUUUGUGUUUGUAAGAUGUGCAUAUUGCUUUGCAGAAUAAACAAAAAAAAGAUGGA
This is a messenger RNA of Colius striatus (speckled mousebird), 4133 nucleotides long. It is a transcript of the gene TMEM248, whose product is annotated as transmembrane protein 248. The record is from RefSeq and is a predicted model, not a curated record. NCBI's taxonomy places the organism in Eukaryota, Metazoa, Chordata, Aves, Coliiformes, Coliidae. The coding region runs from base 383 to 1327 and encodes 314 amino acids. The transcript is spliced from 8 exons.